AUGCAACAGACGGCCCGGGAUGAAGGCAGGCACCCCUGGCAGGAGCCGCUCGGGAGCGUCAGCGUCUGCCUCCCCUUCCGCUGCCCGCGAUGCGGCGACCACAGCAGGUUCAGGAGCCUCUCCGCUCUGCGGGCGCACCUGGAGUACAGCCACAGCUACGAGGAGAGAAGCCUGCUGACCAAGAGCAGCCGGUAUUCACCCCUGAAAGACGCGGAGCUGCUCUCCCCGCCGGAGCCCGCCACCCCGGGCAGCCUGGGGAGCCCCGGCAGCGCCUUACAGCAAAAAGGGUCCUACCUGAAUUUUUGCGAAGCGUCCUGCGAGAGCGCGACGCGCGGGCAGCCUCUGGAGGUGGAAGCUGAACGGCCCGUCUCCUUCGUUGCAAACUAUGUGUCGGCUGACUCCCCCGGUGAGCAGGUUUCUAAACCCGGCCUCCCGGCCACGGACUCCAAAGCCUCCUUCGAGGCGCACGUCAGAGAAAAGUUUAACAGGAUGGUAGAGGCCGUGGACAAAACGAUUGAGAAGCGAAUCGACAAGCUUACCAGAGAGCUGGCCCAGAAGACGGCGGAGCUGCUGGAGGUGCGGGCGGCUUUUGUGCAGCUGUCCCAGAAGAAGCAGGAGGUGCAGCGACGGGAGCGGGCCCUGAGCAGGCAGGUGGAUGUGGCAGUGGAGAUGAUCGCAGCCUUGAAGCAGCGCCUCACCGAGUCCGAAGAGGAGCUUCACCGCAAAGAGGAAGAAGUUGUUACUUUCAACCACUUCCUGGAAGAAGCAGCAGAAAAAGAAGUGCGGGGAAAAGCCAGGCUCCAGCACUUCAUUGAGAACCUGUUGCAGCGCGUGGAUCUGGCAGAAAGGCAGCUAGAAUAUUACCAAAAUCAGCAGAUGGUGUGCAACCACACCGACAUCAGUGAGCACGUGGUAAGCCAGCAGAAUCCUACCCUUCAUUGUCACCCACCACCGGAGGGAGAGUACUUGAGUUUGAAUUUUACAGACAUUUCAUUAAAUAAGAAACCCAGAUGCCUGAGCCGAGGAAGUCAACACGCUUCGUAUAACAUCCCUGACACAAAGCCUCAUUCCUUUCAAAAAGGAAGAAUCUUGUUGAAAAAAGCAAAGGAUGAAAAAAACAGCUUGCAGCCAGUGAAAUGCUUCUAUGAACCUGUUGAUUGCUCAAGAGAAAUAUGGCGAGCACAAAAGAAAGGUGAACCAGUCUGCUCUGCCAGGAAAGUGAGCGCAAAAUCCAAGAUGGGUAAAAAGGCCAAACCGCUGUAGGAAAUGUUAGCAAUAUAUAGUGACGCAGGAGCUUGGCUUCAACAGAACAAAUAUUGAAUGAAGUUAAUUGUCCUACUUUUUCCUAUCCAUCUGGCCAUGCCAAAACAUAUGAGAUAUACUAUAUAGAAAUAUAUACAGUAUGGAAGAUUUAUAUUAUUUAAUAAUGCCAUUCCCUCUUCGGGCGCUAUAAGAGAAGUGACAUUUUAUUCAGUUUACAUGGAGGUUUUUCUAUUUAUUUAUUUAUUAUUUAUAGAGCUUAUUUUAACUGACUGCAUUUAUCUUGCUGGGCAGUACUGUGGCUGUAUGUUUAAUUA
Messenger RNA from Gavia stellata (red-throated loon), 1577 nucleotides. It is a transcript of the gene ZNF365, whose product is annotated as zinc finger protein 365. Gene Ontology annotation, biological process: regulation of double-strand break repair via homologous recombination; regulation of DNA strand resection involved in replication fork processing; telomere maintenance. The coding region runs from base 1 to 1263 and encodes 420 amino acids. The record is from RefSeq and is a predicted model, not a curated record. Gene Ontology annotation, cellular component: centriolar satellite. Lineage: Eukaryota; Metazoa; Chordata; Aves; Gaviiformes; Gaviidae. The transcript has 4 exons.